This is a messenger RNA of Triplophysa rosa, 1368 nucleotides long. Its product is annotated as mucin-12-like. Lineage: Eukaryota; Metazoa; Chordata; Actinopteri; Cypriniformes; Nemacheilidae. The transcript is spliced from 11 exons. The record is from RefSeq and is a predicted model, not a curated record. Bases 198 to 1124 code for a protein of 308 amino acids.
UUCCAAACAAUGAGGGCUGUUACUGUCCUACUGGCUUCACAGGCAUAAUUUGUGAUACUGCUGUAACUGAAAUUCAACCAGAGAAAAUUGAAAGGCCAGUCAGUGUUGAGGUGGAUGUUUCUGAAGUGUUUAUCUCUGAUUAUGAUAACACAGAAACAGAAGGAUAUAAAAAUUUUGUUGAAGACUUCAAAAAUCAGAUGGAACCCUAUUAUAAUAAAACAAUUGCAUUCUUUGCACAUGUGGAAGUGAUAAAACUAAGUCAGGGUGCACUUAUAAGAAACAGAAGAAGAAUGAGAAGCUUGCCUGCGAAGGAAGAGAAACGAAGUGUGAAUGUUCGCCAUGAUGUUAUUCUUGAUGUUCCAAACAAUGACAAUAUCGAUGACGAAUACAAAUCUGCAUUUGAGAAGGUGAACGUGGCUCUUCAAGCCUUAGAAAAUGGCUCAGUUAACUUGAACAUCAGCAUUAUUAAUUUCAACGCAUCAGAGACCACACUUAAUGACGAUGUGUGUAAACGGGCAAUUGCAUUGCUUCCCGAGGCAUACAGGGAAUAUUAUGCAAAAUCUAUAUUGCCAGGCAAAGUGGCGUGUGUGAAUCAAUGCCAUCGAGGUCAUCCGAAACCAAAAAGGUGUUCAUACGACGGCACCUGUGAAGUUUCCAGCCAGGGUCCAUCCUGCUACUGCCGUCAUACUGAUGUUACCUGGUACUUGGGAGGGGAUUGCAGCUACAAAGUUAACAAAGUUGGAUUCUAUGCUGGAUUGGGAGUGGUGGCAGUUAUAGCCGUCAUAACUGUAGCAGUACUGACAGCUUAUCUAGUAAUAAACCAAAAGAAGGUUAAGAGGAGUAAAGACAUUAAGCAAGAGCUUGUGAAAGAGUGGUUGGAGGAUGACUUUGAGUGGCCACAACAAAAAAAGACAUACUCAGUUGGCAGAGCUCCACAUGAUAACCCAGCAUACUCUCAGGGGGACUUUUAUAGGAGGGACAGUAUGGGCAAGGACAGACAAGAUUUCUCUGCGGGUCGAUCGUACACUCAAUAUUCCACACCUGAACCAGGCAUUGAUCUUCAGUAUUUUCAUAGGAAUGUGAAAAUUGACAGGCCUCAGAUCCGCUCAUCUUUUGAUAUUUAACACUCUUUUUCAAAACACGAUCAAUUUUAUUAUGUUUUUGAACAUGUUUUGCACUUACAGUUAAAAUAAAACACUGGAAAUGGGAUGAAUAAAAGCAUGUAUAGCAUGUAUAAGAUUUGGUCUGUAAAGUUGAUCUUUCUCUAAAGAAUAAUCACAGCAUUUGAAAAAAAAAACGCAUUGGAUAUAUUUAUCUGUUUAUAUGCUACAAAUAAUCCAAUGCAUAUUUACCAUGCUUAUUUCUGUA